Messenger RNA from Salmo salar (Atlantic salmon), 2054 nucleotides. The record is from RefSeq and is a predicted model, not a curated record. Lineage: Eukaryota; Metazoa; Chordata; Actinopteri; Salmoniformes; Salmonidae.
GAGAAGAGACUCAAUGUUCAACAGGAUGGAGAGGAUUAUUUUCCUCCGUUAGUCUGUCCAUCCCUGCGAGCCUCUGUCGCCUGGCCCCUCCCACCCUGCGGCUCGGCCAUCGAAGGACGAUCAGAGAUAAGACCCCUCCUAUCCCGGACCAGGUGUUAGGAGGGCCAGAUAGACUGAGAGCAGAGUGGAGUCUGCCUGGCUUCAUAUCUAUGUUCCUCCCUGAGUUCCCUCACAGAGCUGUACCAGGACACCAACACUUCCAGGUGUUGGGAUAUAUCGCCAAAGGAUCCUUUGGUCCCAUUCUGAAGGUGAAGGACAAGGCCAAGCAGAAAACCUACGCUGUCAAGGUAAUCCCUAAGUCAGAGAUCCUGAGGCUGGGCGUUCUGGAACAGUCUAAAGAAGAAGUUAUAGUACAGCGUCAGGUGCGUCACCCGUUCGUCCACGACCUUCAGGACUGCUGGCAGACACAGAGACACCUCUACAUUAUGUGUGAGUACUGCAGUACCGGGGACCUGUAUACAUACUGGGUGAUGAUUGGCCAGUUCAGCGAGGACGCUGUCAGGGUGUUUGCUGCAGAGUUAGGCUGCGCUCUCGGGUUCCUCCAUGAUGUUGGAAUCAUACACAGGGAUGUGAAGAUGGAGAACAUUCUGCUCACAGAUCAAGGCCACCUCCGUCUGGCUGACUUUGGUUUGUCUCGUCGUCUGGAGAGAGGAGGAAGAGCCUUCACUAUCUGUGGGACCAUCCAGUACAUGGCCCCUGAAGUUCUGAGUGGGGGACCCUACAGCCAUGCAGCUGAUUGGUGGUCGCUGGGAAUCCUCCUCUUCUCAUUGGUCACUGGGAAGUUCCCAGUCCUGCCUGAACCAGACCACUACAGUAUGUUGAGGAGAGUGAGGUGUUUCCCCUACGACAUUCCCCUCAGCUUCAGCCCCCCACUGGCUCUACUCAUCACUGAGCUGCUGUGUAAGACACCGACGCGGCGGCUGCGGACCCUGGAUCGUUUCAAACGGCAGACCUUUUUCCACGGCGCGACCUUUGACCUGGCGUUACUACAGCGACGACCCGUGGAGGUCAUCUUGGCACUGCGGGAGCGUCCUGACCGGCCGGCCAAGGCCCGACGAGGACUGACCCUCUCUCUGCAGCCGUUAAGAGGCUUCGACUACGACACCCUGCUCAGCCCUGCAGGGACGCCUGACACACACCUGGACGACCCCGAUACACACCUGGACGACCCCGAUACACACCUGGACGACCCCGAUACACACCUGGACGACCCCGAUACACACCUGGACGACCCCGAUACACACCUGGACGACCCCGACACACACCUGGACGACCCCGAUACACACCUGGACGACCCCGAUACACACCUGGACGACCCCGAUACACACCUGGACGACCCCGAUACACACACACACUUACACACACCGCUACCUGGUCCGGGCUGCCAGAAUCACCUUGUACACACACACUCUUCCAUGCCCAGCGCCACACGCUCUUCCAUGCCCAGCUCCACACGCUCUUCCAUGCCCAGCUCCACACACUCUUCCAUGCCCAGCUCCACACGCUCUUCCAUGCCCAGCUCCACACACUCUUCCAUGCCCAGCUCCACACGCUCUUCCAUGCCCAGCUCCACACGCUCUUCCAUGCCCAGCUCCACACGCUCAUCACGCCCACUCCACACACUCUUCCAUGCCCAGCUCCACACACUCUUCCAUGCCCAGCUCCACACGCUCUUCCAUGCCCAGCUCCACACGCUCUUCCAUUCCCAGCUCCACACGCUCUUCCACGCCCAGCUCCACACGCUCUUCCAUGCCCAGCUCCACACGCUCUUCCAUACCCAGCUCCACACACUCUUCCAAGCCCAGCUCCACACACUCUUCCAUGCCCAGCUCCACACACUCUUCCAAGCCCAGCGCCACACACUCUUCCAUGCCCAGCUCCACACACCCUCGCAGGCCUCCGACACAUGGGAAGAAGGAGAUGUUUCCGCCUCUCUCAUGGACUACAUCACAUCUCGGGAUGCGAACCGUUGCUCCAUCACCUCCAUGGUGUAG